AUGUCGAGUCUCCAGGAGAAGGCGCGCGUUAUCUCACGAUUCGGGGUAUGGAAUAAAUCCGAGGAAACUUUUAUCGGACUUCAGCUUGAUGCCGAGUCGACAGAGUUCGUCAUCUACAAAGUUCGUCAUCUACAAAGUUCAAUUCUGAGGAUUCAAACGCUGCAAUCGAAGUCGUCUAGUACUCCGCAGGGAAGCCUACGUGGACAGGGAGACGAGAGUGAAGAUACACAGGCCAAUGUAGCCUCCAUAUCCUCAAGUACAAUCCACUCAAACAACGACGACGGUCUAGCGGCAUUAGACGCAUUGCAGAAUACCAGAACACAUUCUUAUCAGCAAUAUCCAGUAAAGAAGACGCGACCACCGUUGAGUGUGCGACACUCGUUGUCGGAUGAAAGUUCAUACGUGAAUAGUCGAUACAAAGCCAUCAAAGAUAGUCUACAAGACUAUAGCAGCAGAAUUUUCAGCAUGCCGAGUUUCAAUCUUCCAGAUUUCAGAAGUGAGUGUCAUCCGGGCCGUUUUCUCGGAGAUUACCAACGGAAAGACAGCGUGCCAGCGGGAGAUGCUAGGAUCAAUGGCGCCGCAGAAGGCAGUGACGAGUUGUAA
Messenger RNA from Talaromyces proteolyticus, 603 nucleotides. RefSeq lists its product as uncharacterized. NCBI's taxonomy places the organism in Eukaryota, Fungi, Ascomycota, Eurotiomycetes, Eurotiales, Trichocomaceae. The record is from RefSeq and is a predicted model, not a curated record. The transcript has 2 exons. The coding region runs from base 1 to 603 and encodes 200 amino acids.